Molecule: messenger RNA, 753 nt
Organism: Pelmatolapia mariae (spotted tilapia)
Lineage: Eukaryota; Metazoa; Chordata; Actinopteri; Cichliformes; Cichlidae
Product: collagen alpha-1(IX) chain-like
Exons: 6
Coding region: 1-753 (250 amino acids)
Source: RefSeq, a predicted model, not a curated record
AUGGCUGUGAGAUUUUCAUCUCAAGUUGGUAUUCAUUUGGAGCAGCAGUCCAUGUGCCCUCAGAUCAGCAUUGGGGAGGAUCAUUUCCCAGGAUUUUAUAUCAUGUCACAGUUCCACAUUGCUGAGUUGGCAAGAAGGGGCACUGUGAAAAAGGUGGCUGGACCAUCUCCUCAGAAUGUUGCUUAUCAAAUAGGCCCAGCAUUCAACUUCAGAAUCAACACAAGAUCAGCCUAUCCGCUUGGAUUGCCGGAGGAGUUUGCCUUUGUGGCAGUGCUGCGCAUGAGUGGCAGCACCGUAAAUCAAAACUGGAAUAUCUGGCAAAUGCAAGAUGUGAACGGCGACGAGCAGAUGGCGGUCAGACUCAACGGGGAAUCCAAGUCGUUGGAGUUUACUUUCACAGCGCUAAACGGAGGGAGGCAGACUGUCGUUUUCAGCCCCCUGGGGUUUCUUUUCAAUGACCAGUGGCACAGAGUGUUCCUGGAAAUCAGCAGGGACUCUGUGGCCCUUUUCGUGGACUGUGUCCUGAUCGAUUCUCAGGAUAUUCCACCCAGACUAGAAGUCAGCCUUGAUGGCUUCACGUUAAUAGGAAAGCUCAAGGAUAACCCGGUGGUAGCAGUUCCGUUUGAACUGCAGUCAAUGCUGAUUCACUGCGAUGUGACUCGAGCCCGGAAGGAAGAAUGUUAUGACCUCCCAGCCUGGGCAUCGCCCCUCCCUGUGGUGUUCCCCUGCAAACCCUCCAAUCACUUCCUGUAA